CAUGUUCCUGUGAAUAAUGUGUAUUAAAGGUCUCUCUCAGAGUACACUUCCUGACCGUCACUCAUCGUUUUCAUCCUCUCUGCUCUCCGUCUCUCUGCAUCAACCUCAGACUGACUGCUGAGCCUGCAAACACCAUGCAGACACCAUGCCCCGCAUGCUGAUGCAAACUCACUCUCUGAGAUCCAGCUUUAGAACAGGAUUAGAUCUCUCUGCAUUCACAUGCAUGCAUCAGUCUUUGUGCAUAACUCAUCAUUGGUUAUGUUCUUUAUAUAGACGAUAUCUUUAAACAUAAACUGUUGACUGUAUUUACUCUGUUUGAUCAGCAUUAUGGUGAUGAAAAUGUGAUGUGCAACAAGAACAGAACCUGCAUUUAUUGAUGGAAUCUUUCCUCCAUUCCUGAUAUAGUUAUGAUCACUAAGAAUAGGUUGCCUUGUCUCUAAUUAUCUCUUAUCCUGCAGGUUUCACCAGGGAUUACUGCAUUGAAAUAUUAUUGUUAUUAAUUGCUAUCAAAUGUGCUGCAUUUCAGUUUAAUUUAGCUACAGUGCUGAUGAGCUGUAUGUCAACCCUGUGACUGAAGGGCGACCAGUCCAGGGACCAGUCCAGGGUGUACCCAGUGACAGCUGGGAUUGGCCUCAGCACCUGUGAUCUAUAAUGGGAUAAGCUGCAUAAAUAAUGACUGGAUGGAAUACGUCUUAUGAUACUUAGCAACAGAAUGAUCCACACGCAACAUGCACAGCAGAGCACAUUGCUCCCCCUUUAUGGAGGGCAGACAGGCGGCAUGACAGAGGAGAAAUGUCCCCAGCUGGUGGACUACUUUGUAGUGGCAGGUCUGGACCCUGCUGGGCCCUGGAGGCCCCUGGACGAGGAUGGAAAGACCUCCACCACCUCCUCUUCGUCCUCCUCCUCCUCGUCAUCGUCUGGCCGGGCGGUGGAGUCGGUGACAGACCUGGCGGUGAUUGCCCGGGGCCUCGGAGAGGAGGUGCCGGAGGGCUUCACCUGCAUCGAGAGGACGCUGGGCGGGCACUCGGCCGAGCUGAGCGCCGGACUCAUCAACAACCCUCACCUGUAUCUGUGCUACCGCCGAGGACGGGACAAGCCGCCCAUACUGGACCUGGGGGUUCUGUAUGAGGGGAAGGAGCAGCUGAAGCAGGGAUGGUACGUCAUCGAGACGACGCCGUACAGCCGCUCGGCCAGCCUCAGCUCGGGCGGCGCUCCCACGGCUCACCGGGUGUUUCUGACGUACCGGAGGGCUCUGGACUCUCAGGGCCUCCACACGCUGGGCGUCACUGACAUUGCCCUGCUGCUGCCGAGUAAAGGAGAGGUGGCACCUCACACCUUCUGCAGGGUGGACAAGAACCUCAACACAGGGAUGUGGGGUCCAGCUCUGUAUGUUUGCUACAAGAGAGCCGUGGCUAAAGCGAACGCUCUCGUAUACAAGGCCGGUCUGCUGAGUCGGUACCCAGAGGAGGACCUGGAGGCGUUUCCUCUGCCAGAGUCGGUGCCGGUCUUCUGUCUGCCGAUGGGCGUCACCGUGGAGAGCUGGCCUCUGAACGCAAAAUACCAACUGCCCGUCUUCUCCACCUUCGUCCUCACCUCUGCCUCAGGGGAUAAGGUUUACGGAGCAGCCAUCCAGUUCUACGAGUCGUUCCCUCGGGAGCUGCUGUCGGAGCGGCAGAGCGUGAGGCUCGGCCUGCUCAGUGUGGUCGACCGGCGGCCAAUCACAAACCGAAGCCUGCAGGUGAAGAAGAGCAUCUGCGUCCUCUCCCACUGGCCUUUCUUCACCGUCUUUCAAAAGUUCCUCACCUUCGUCUACAGAUACUCCAUCUCUGGACCCCACGUCCUGCCGCUUGAAAAACACAUCUCCAGCUUCAUGCACAAUGUCCCUUUCCCCUCCCCGCAGCGACCUCGCAUCCUUGUCCAGCUCUCUCCGUACGAUAACCUGCUGCUCUGCCAGCCCGUCUCCUCUCCACUCCCACUCAGUGGUGCAAGCUUCCUGAAGCUGCUGCAGAACCUCGGUCCAGAGAACGCCUGCACGCUGCUGCUUGCCGUCCUCACCGAACACAAACUGCUGCUGCACUCGCUCCGCCCCGACGUCCUCACCUCCGUCAGCGAAGCCCUCGUCUCUAUGAGCUUCCCGCUGCGCUGGCUCUGCCCCUACAUCCCUCUGUGUCCGCUGCAGAUGGCCGACGUGCUGCUGGCACCGAUGCCGUUCAUUGUUGGCGUCCACUCCAGCUACUUUGACCUCUACGACCCUCCCACCGACGUGGUGUGUGUCGACCUGGACACAAACACCAUCUUUCAGUCGGAGGACAAGAAGCCUCUGUCUUGGAGAUCUUUACCCAGGAAGCAGGGGAAGAUGCUUUUCAACACGCUCACCAACCUCCACAAGACCCUCGAAAAGAUUUGCACUCCAGGCCAGGAGGAGGCAACGUUGGAGUUCCUACUGACCGACUACGAUCAGAUCUACCGGAGUCAGAAACAGCUGGAGCUGGAGAUCCAGGAAGCGUUUCUCCGCUUCAUGAGCUGCCUGCUGAAAGGCUACAGAGCUUUUCUACUGCCCAUCACACAGGCUCCAUCAGACACCACCACAGACUGCAGCUCUCUCUUCAACCUGCUGGGUUUCCUAAAGUCUCGGGAUCGAACGCAGCAGAAGUUUUACAGCCAGCUGACGAGGACUCAGAUGUUCACCCAGUUCAUCGAGGAGUGUUCCUUCGUCAGCGACCGCCACGCCUGCCUCGAGUUCUUCGACGAGUGCGUCCAGAAGGUGGACGUGGAGAAGCCUGAGGAGGUGCGACUAGUCGAUCUAGACGAGACUCACAGCGGAGAGCACACCGUCUUCAUCAUGCCUCCUGAAGAACCGCAGGAACCAGACGGCUCUGAGUGUCCCGCCCCCUACAGUUAUGAAACGUUCCCCACGCUGAAGCCCGAGCUCUUUGACAGACCUCAGGACCAACUCAGAGUCCCGACUAAAGGGAGUGCCCCCAGUAGCCCCGCCCCCCGACGCACAAAACAGGAGAUCAAGUUGGCCCAGAAAAAGGCUCAGAAGUACUCAGCGGUUCCUGACAUGUGGUCCAAGUGUCUGCUGGGUCAUUGUUACGGCCUCUGGUUUAUCUACCUGCCCACCUUCGUACGAGCAGAGAGCGCAAAGGUCCGAACGCUGCACACAGCGUACGACGUCCUCAAACACAUGGAGAACCGCAAAGUGGUGCUGCCAGACGAGGUGUGUUACAGGAUCCUGAUGCAGCUGUGCGGUCAGUACGGUCAGCCUGUCCUCGCCGUUCGAGUCCUGCUGGAGAUGAAGAAGGCGGGAAUAACGCCAAACACCAUCACCUAUGGAUACUACAACAAGGCCGUCCUGGAGAGCAAGUGGCCGUCCACGAGUCAAGGUGGGCGUCUCCGCUGGGCCAAACUGAGGAACGUCCUGCUGGCUGUGGCUCAGUUCAGACAGCCAAUCAAACGGCGGCAGAAGAGCGGCUCCUUAGGCUCGCGGGGAGAAACAUCCAUCGACCCUGACCAGAGGCUCCGCCCCCAGUCUGCUCUGAUUCGUCAGUCUAGUUGGAGCGGUCUCUCUGAGAGCUCCAGUCACGAGUCUCUGACGGGUUCGAUGGUGAAGAGCAACAGUCUGAGCAGCAUGAAGAUGCCCAACGACAAGGUCAAGCUCUGCAAGAAGACAAUUCUCCGAAACACGGGUACGAACGGCUGCACCGACGCCCGUAAACCUCCGAUGGGCCGCAGAGACACCUCCACACCUCCUCCGGCGCCCUCCAGUGGUGUCGUGGUUCGUCGAAGUCAGGUCUGCCUCUCCACCUUCUACAAAGACUGUGCAGAGACGGCCGACUCUGAACCGGAUUGCUGCCAGCCUGCAGAGAGAGACGGCAGACCUGCCGGGACUCGAGACUCAGCCGGCAGAAACAAAGCUGUCGAUGAGAACUCCAACAACGUCUCGUCCCCGAGCAGAGGAGGUCUGGCAGGAAAACUCCAGCAGCUCUUAACUCCAACGAGACAUCGAGUGCAGGUCAGACGAGCCGCCAGCGUGGACGACAGGAGGCCAGGAGGAGGAGGAGGAGGAGUGGGACGAAGAGUGGCCGAGCAGAGGCAGUCGAGGAAAGCUCAAGUGGCUGAAACGCUGCUGAAGGCCAAGGAGAGACUGGUCAGCGCUACCUCAGAGAGUUCCUUGUCGGUAGGAAGUGACCUGGACCUGACGGAUACGCCGAGUCCAGCCUAUCCUCUACGGAGGUCCUGGGACGCCAACCAAGAGGGGGCAGGACUGGAGGUGUUGAUGUCCAGCUGCUCUCUGUGUCGGAGCUGUAACUCGCUCGUUUACGACGAGGAGAUCAUGGCGGGCUGGACGUCAGACGACUCUAACCUGAACUCAUCCUGUCCGUUCUGCAACGCGUCCUUUGUCCCUUUCCUAAACGCAGAGAUCUGUGACCCUGGACCCCUCAACAGUGCGGAGCGCUGUAACUGGAACGUGGAGGACGAGGUUGAGAGCGCAGUGAGGCCCCCUAGUGUUCACGAACCCUCGGUGCGACAUCAGUGUAACGGCCUGAGUGACGACUCGAGUUCAGAGACGAGCAGCUACUCAGAGAACAGCAGAACCACCACGGGCUCCUCAGUGGGCGGGACCCCCCAGGUGACGGUGGCGUACCUGAGCCCCCUCGUCCUGAGGAAGGAGCUGGAGAGUCUACUGGAGAAUGAAGGCGAGUCGGUCCUGGCUCAGCACCAGUUCCUGGAGAACCACUCCAUCAUUUUCUGGAACCUGGUCUGGUACUUCCAGCGUCUCGGUCUGCCCAGUAACCUGCUGCAGCUGGUCCGGACAUCACCACUGGUCAGCCAGCUCACACAGUCGGAGAACUCAGCGGUGAGGGUCCGGCUUCUUUGGGACACGCUGGCCCCAGACAUAGACCAGUGGCCCCCCCUCUACGUCCUCUGGAGGAUCCACAGUGGCGUCCCGAUGAGGAGCUACAGCUGGCGGAGACACAACCACCCGUUCUCGCUCUCCUUCCUGGAGGAGGUGCUGCGCUGGGUCGGCAUGAAUGAGGUGCACAAAGCUGUCACGCUGUUUCUCGACACGCUCGCCAAGCAGCCCGGCACGGCCUGGACGCAGAGGAGUUUGUACAGAGAGUUCCUCUUCCUCACUCUGGCAGCUAUGGGCAAAGACCACGUCGCUGCGUUCGAUAAGAAGUACAAGGCGGCGUACUCUCGCCUCAGUGGCACUCUAGGUCGAGAGGAGCUCCGUAAGAAACGAGCUCAGCCUCCCAGCCCCAAAGCCGUCGACUGCAGACGCAGCUUCCACCCGCCGCUCGAGUGCUGAUGAUCAAGGAGACAAACUCCUGCAGCUUCGUCCCUCUAAGAGGAGGAGCAGAAACAUGGGAUCGCUGCUGCCUCCGCCUGCUUGUAUUCUUCACCUCUCUGCAGCCUCCUGGUGGAUGUGGGAGUGACGCGCUCCCUCCUGUCCUCUGUUCCUCUGUCCGCCUCGUCGAUUGAUGUGAAUCCAGCAGCUUUAUGUCUCCUUUAAGUCGAUCCGGCUGCAGCAGAGACAGACUGAAGAGACUUUUUUACUCCACGAGGUAAAAAAACUGAGCCGAGAUGUCUGCAUCAGAGCGUAAGGAGGAGUCGAGCAUCGUCUGAAGGAAAGGAAAGUGAAAGGAAACUUGAGAUUCCUGCAUGUCCAGAGCCAUCAGAUGUGUCUGUUUUCACUUACAUUUUUCUGUUUGUAAAAUACACACCUAGAUGUUUGGAACUGGAUCUGAAAGGCACUGCAAAAGCUCAUCUGAGCGCUUCUAAAGGACUGAAAGUGUGUGAAUGUUUUAACCAUAGAGGCAGAUUUUAGUUCUCACAGUACAACCAAGGUGGAUUUAAUACUUAAAAUGUGAAAUAAAGACAACGCAGCAGGUCAAACGAGGGUCGUCACAUUGCUAGAACUUUUAAACUCGUAAUAAACGAACAAUAUCAAUACAACAGCAACAAAAAUACAAGUCCUAGACUCCCAGAAUUGGGUGACUGUUCUCUUUAUCAUUGCUCAAAACUGUAGGAAACACCUCCAUAUGUUCUAAAAUGGAUUGGGAGCAUAUCAGACCAUGCACUAUUUCUACAGUUCUUGCUCUCUUUUAGUAAAUUAUGUGACUGAAGAUCCGUAGAUUUACAAGGCUUCAGUAUUUCUUGGUACCAUAGAGCUUCUGUUCUCCUCUGAUCCAUCCUCAGGACCCGCUACCACCUCCUCCAUGAGAAGUCAUGACCAUAAAUCACUGGAACUUAUUUAGUUACAAAGUUCUUCAUAACCACGUGAUGGAUUGGCUAGAUUCCAUGUCUGCUAUUCAUGUUACAAAGCUACUAGCUGAUUCGCUCGUUCCUGGUUGGAGAAUAACCAGACCAAUCAGCAUCAUUUGAUAAUAAAGAGGUGGUAACUAGAGGCAUGGUUUAGUUGAAGUGAUUGCAAGCCUGUAAACAAUGGUGGCCGUUUAAGAUUUUAGCAUGGAUGCAGAUGUAGCAGCAGUUUGAUCAGAAAUGGACAUUUCUUCAAGAGAAGAGUAAAGAACCACACUCAAAGAUUUUUAUCGGAGGAAAAGAUGUUUUUGCUCGUUCCGUUUACUCCCCAGAACGCACGCCUCCCACACAAUAUGCUUUGUUGCUCUGAUUGGCCCGUAAAGACUGACAGUCAACCUCUGAGUGUUUUUUUUUGAGGUUCUGCCCUUCCCAAACAUUAUCUAUGGCAGUGAUACUCAACGUGUGGCUCUAGAGCCACAUGUGGCUCUUUUAUGUCUUAAUUUUAAAUAUUAUUUCCCUAGAAAACCUUACAAAACAAAAACUUUUGACCUCAGAAAUGAUCCAUGGAAAGUCACAUUAAUCAGUUUGUAUAACACACUGUUACUGUAGGCUUCAACUGUGAACCUUUAGUUUUGUCUAUAUAUUUCCAUUGCCCUUAUUUGCCAUUUUUUGCCCCUUUAUUCCAUUUUUGCCACUUUUAGUCCAUUUUUCUGCUUUAAGCCCACUUUUUCCACUUGUUUUUGUAACUUUUUGCCCAU
Cheilinus undulatus (humphead wrasse) is the source of this 7025-nucleotide messenger RNA. Its product is annotated as DENN domain-containing protein 4B-like. Gene Ontology annotation, cellular component: cytoplasmic vesicle. Gene Ontology annotation, molecular function: protein binding. Bases 695 to 5314 code for a protein of 1539 amino acids. The transcript has 30 exons. Lineage: Eukaryota; Metazoa; Chordata; Actinopteri; Labriformes; Labridae. The record is from RefSeq and is a predicted model, not a curated record. Gene Ontology annotation, biological process: regulation of Rab protein signal transduction.